CAAAAGAAAAGAAGAAAACAAAAUGACAGCUUUCAAAUGUGAUCUUACAAAAUUCCCAAUGAAUUGAACUGGUUCCAAAUUUUCGUUGAUAAUUUAAAUAAUAUCCUAUAAUAACCAUCGAAUAUGGCUACUACUGUUGCGGAUCCACCUCCAAAACCAAAAAAACCUUAUGAAGAAAUUAGUGCUAUAUUUAAUGGAAAUGAGGUAAAAAUACGAGUACCAAAAAGUACGUCGAAGCCGCCCAAGUUGACUCCAUCGCAGCUGAAGCUACAACAGAGCUGUACUUGUGAAGAUGACGAGUCCGUCUGCUCGGAGACCUGCGGCAUGGUGUGCGGAGAUGACCAGUGUCCAGGAAACAGGUUGGAUUUCCAAAUUCCUGACGAUAUUUGCGAGUCACUCACGCACAGGACGAAUCUGAAUUCAGAGCUUGUUUACUCCAAGACCACUGGCAACGACACGAUGUGCAAUAUAUGCAAUGUGACGCCAAAGGACGCGCCGAAAGGAGUGCAAGCGCAGAAAGUACUACACCCAGACAAAGACGUAUUCAUACUCAAGAUUGGGAAGCAAACUGAUGAACCAAACCGUACGGGGAACAUUGAGGUGGAACUGGUGACACCUCGUGCACCAGCCAAGGCGCAGCCAGCGACCCACCACUGCAUGCAGAUCCAGUGCGAGGAGGAAGACAUUCCUUACUGUCUCCCUUGCAGAACCUGUCGAGGUAUACCCGCGCCUAGGAAGCGAAAGACCAGAAGACCCAGAUGUUGCCCUUACUGACUCUGCCACUAUCUAAAGUUUCACUUGGUUUUUAUAUCGCAAAUAUUUCUUUUUCUAGGUUUAUUUUUCAUAUUAAGCUAUACCAAAAUAAUUUCAACUAUAAAGAAUCAAAUAUAUUUAACAUUUUCUAA
Molecule: messenger RNA, 905 nt
Organism: Spodoptera frugiperda (fall armyworm)
Lineage: Eukaryota; Metazoa; Arthropoda; Insecta; Lepidoptera; Noctuidae
Exons: 4
Coding region: 124-774 (216 amino acids)
Source: RefSeq, a predicted model, not a curated record